AUGUCGAAUAUGAUACGUCGUGAACCCGGAUACUCGAGGGGUCCACCAUCAACAGGAGGUGCAGCCGGGGGUCCAUCUUUCUACUAUUCUUCUCGUAACCCAUCCGCAGCUCCCUCUCCAUCUCAAUAUUCCUAUCGAUCACAACACGAUCCGCUGCCGCAGCAACACCAGAUUCAUAUGCAUACACCUAGAGGCGGCCCUUCUCGAGGAGUGAUGGAUCAUCGCGGUUCAAUGGAGGAGCAAACACCCUCAUAUUUUGUCGAGCAUUUGGCCACGUUUGCCGUCGGAAGGCAAUUCGGCCUCGUGGCUCCGGCCGAUGGGAUUCGAAAGUUGAAACAAAUGGAACGCUCACAAGCGAUCUGGGCUCAACCAAUGGUGCUGCGAUUGAGGAGAGAUAUUAUCUCAGUGGAGAAUGAGAAUGGGGAAUUGGUGGAAUCGUUUCCGUUGGACUUGGUCGAACAGCCGACCGCGCACAUGAGCAGCGAUCCGAGAGACGCUUAUAAUAACAUUUUGCUUUUCGUCGUUAAAGAGGACAGUAAAGGGAGAAAGCACACGACACCUACGGAGAUGCAUAUCUUUCAGUGCAAUCGAGUGGCGGCCACUGAGGUAGCUGAAGAUCUUCAGCACUACGUCCGAGGACAAUAUAAAAAAGUAAAAAAUGGUCGUCGAAGUGGCAAUGGAGGAAAUGGAAAUCAUUCCACGCAUGCUUACGGUGGUCCUCAAUUUGGUGAUGAUGUGUCUGUGUCUUCAGAAAACAGUGAAUUGUUUGAAAGAGAUGUGAACACGCUGAAUCGUUGCUUUGACGACAUCGAGCGUUUCGUGGCGCGAAUACAAAGCGCCGCUUUGGCACAAAGGGAACUCGAGCAACAAGCUCAUAGAUAUCGUACCACUCAACGCCGUGACAAACAACGCGCUCCACCACCCGACCCACACGGCAUUCUCCAAAUGCGCGCCCAACUCCCGCUGGAAGCUGAAUUCGUCGAAGUUCUCCGGAAAUUCAAACUCUCUUUCAAUCUGCUGGCAAAACUCCGCAAUCACAUCCAUGAGCCGAAUGCGCCUGAGUUGGUGCAUUUCCUCUUCUCGCCGCUUAAUGUCAUCUUAGACGCCUCGCAUUGGGGAUUGGGAAGGAAUAUUGCUUCACUUGUGGUUUCCCCAUUGCUGUCGUUGGAUGCGCGAGAGUUGAUGCAGAAUUGUCUCACAUCGAAAGAAAUGGACGUUUGGUUGAGUUUGGGUGAUGCUUGGAGGACACCACCCGAGGAUUGGCCUGGACCAUUGCCCGCUCCAUACAAACCAGUUUUUAUGGAUGGUUUCACGCCAUAUGGUCCACCCGAGCCGCGCACAAGUCGCGGACAAGACGCGACCAUUCAUCGAGGCGUCUCUGAACCACCAGCUCCAUAUCGAAAUCGCGAGCGCACUGUUGAUACGGCUCCAUCCACCCCGGCAACACAACGCUACAAUACACAACAGAAACGAGCUCCGCAAAGGAAUAUGUCAGUGGAUAAUUUGGAUAUCGGUCGCUUGUCACUUGAAAAAGAGAGACUAGAAUUCGAAAAGGAAAAGAUCCGAGAAAGACAGCGACGAUUGGAAGAAGAAGAACAGAGAGUGAAAGUUGAUCGUGAACGUUUGAACAAAGAAGCGGAAAUGAUUCAACGUGAACGCACGAAUUCUACGAGUGGACCGCCAGCAUUUAAGAAUGAAUCCCAACGUCCAUCCGUUCAACCAUCACCGCAACCCGAAAGACGAGGAUUUGAUCACGGGGGAAUGAGCGUCCCGUUGCCAGCCUCACUCUUAAAUGAUCCUGAUCAAUCCCCAAGACAAAGGGCUUUUGUUCAGGAUAUUCUCAAUCGAAGAUGCAAACUCGUACAGGCCACCUAUGACCGAGUGGCGCAAAAUCCGAAAGAGCUCACCGUUUCGCGCGGUGAAUAUCUUGAGGUGUUGAAUGAUUCCAAGAACUGGUGGGAGUGCAAGAAUAUGCACAAUCGAGGCGGAUACGUUCCGCACACGAUAUUGACGGUGAUCCCGGCUGAUGGCACGUCUCCAGCCAUACCGAAUGAGGAGAUCUAUGUCGGACCACCGCAGUCGACGGGCACGAUGUACAAUGGAAACGGUGGAUCGAGUCAUCAACUGAAUGGCUAUGGUUCCUCUCAUCAUCACCCCAAUCAACCUGGUCUUUCUCCUAACCAACCACCACCUCGAGCCGCACCACGUUACAUUGUCGACGCGGGAGUGCAGGCAAAUGUGCAUGAAAGAGUUCCGAUGCCACCGCCACAAAUGCAAAUACCGCCACCACCACCGAUGGCCAAUUUCCAACAACAGCUCGCUGAACAGAAGCUAAGACCAGCUCCGCAAAGAGCGCCUCGUUUGGAAGAGCCCGAAACCGCGAAUGAUCAUGACAAAGCGGAAGAGGCGCUGAUGGCUGACUUGAUUGGAACUAUUUCGAACGCUGCAGGGCAAAAGAUACUCCCGGGAAGCAAGCCAAUGAAAUCCAAUGUGAAACUACAAGAGCAAACGGAUGCACGCGGUCUUCAGAUAUGGCUUCAGGAUAAGGGAUUUUCGGUUAGAUUGAUGGAGUUGUUGGCUGAACAAGACGGAGCUACUCUGUUCUCUUUGUCGAAACCGGCGCUGGAAAGAGCGGCUGGACGAGAAGAAGGAUCAAGACUGUACUCGCAAUUGCUUGUUGAGAAAAGUCGAUCAAAUUAUCAAACAAAGUCGAGAGCCGAGCUGAACGCGAUUCUCAAGUAUCGAAAGACUCAGGUCGAGCUGAGCAACGAAGCGGCUGGGGAAGAGCCAAAAGAAACUGUCCCCGAGACAGAG
Mesorhabditis belari is the source of this 2814-nucleotide messenger RNA. The record is from the annotation of a GenBank genome assembly. NCBI's taxonomy places the organism in Eukaryota, Metazoa, Nematoda, Chromadorea, Rhabditida, Rhabditidae.